This is a messenger RNA of Drosophila takahashii, 546 nucleotides long. Lineage: Eukaryota; Metazoa; Arthropoda; Insecta; Diptera; Drosophilidae. The record is from RefSeq and is a predicted model, not a curated record.
ACUGUUCGGUAUGGCAAGCAGUAUACACACGAAAAGAGCUACGAUAAAUACGGAAAAUUCAUAUGUUUUAAAUUCGACUCGACAAUGUGCCAAUGUACUCCGGGCUGUUGGGUCCAGUUCUAUUCAAUAUGGUGCAUCGUAUUGGGUAUCUUUGUGUUUGUGGAGGUAUCUUAUCUUGUGUCUACGGAACCCACUGAAGCGCCGAUUCGGAUUGGCCCUAUAAGGAUAGAUUUGUUCUUACCUAUCUAUGUUGUUGUAUGCCUCAUUUGCGUGUCUUACCUUUUCGCUGGGCUAUUCAUGGUGAUUGGUCAAUUAUUGGACUCAAAGGCAUUGUUUAAAACUGGAAAAUGCCUAAGCUACGUUUUACCUAUUGCAGGAUUUCUUCUCAUACUUCCAGCAGUUGUCCACGCCUUCGCUAUAGUAAAUAUGUACAAAUAUCAGGAACAACGUUGGCCAAAGCACUCCUAAUGUCUUACUUUUUAAGUAAAUCUUUCCCUUUCAUGUCAGGAAAAAGAAGAAAAAAUAGUAUUCGGCUCACUAGUUUCG